AUGGUUUCUCUAUCGGCGGUUCACUCCUCCAAUGCAUCUAUCUCCAAAGAGCUCCCACCAGGCUUAGUGGCAGUGUUUGUCGGCGCAACCAGUGGAAUUGGUAAAGCGGCUUUCUUAAAACUUGCAAAAUAUGUCCGGCAGCCACGAUUCUACUUCGUUGGACGCUCGCAAACCGCUGCUGAUCAAAUUCUACAUCAAUUGAAUCAAAUUAAUCCAGAUGGUCGAUACGAAUUCGUCAAGGCCGAUGUGAGUCUGCUCAGCGUGGUAGACAAGGUUUGCGAGACAAUUCGAGAAAAGGAGACGCAAGUCGACAUCCUCUUCCAAAGUCAGGGGACUCUGGACAUCAGUACAGAAACAUCCGAGCAUCUCCCCCUAAUCAUGGCGUUGAGCUACUACUCUCGAAUGCGAUUCAUUGCCAAUCUACUCCUCCUGCUACAACGAUCACCACUCAGCCGAGUAGUCAUCGUCCUAGCCGGCACGAAAGAAGGGCCCGUCAAUCCCGACGAUAUCCCAGGCAAGAAGGUCCUUCCCUGGAAAGCCCGAGGACAUCUCUGCUCAAUGAUCACGCUCACACUGGAACAUUUCGCCAAAUCAGCACCGAGUGUGAGCUUCGUGCACAAUUACCCCGGUUUCGUGGCUACGCCGCUUGAAAAAUCGAUGAAGGGCGUGACAGGGGCUGCAAUGAGAUCUGUAUUUUGGUUUAUGGGCUUGUUUUCCACGAAGAAUUAUAUUUCCCUUGAUGAGACGGGCGAGAGACAUUGUUUUUUAGCGACGAGUUAUAGGUUUUCGUCAAAGACACAGGCUGGGGUUUUCUUAGGUGGGACGGAGGUUGCUGUUGGUAGUGACGGGGCUGUGGGAAGUGGUGUGUAUAUCGUAGAUGAGGUGUGUGAAAGUGGUGGUGCAAAUGUGCAAAUGGUUUUGAGUGGGAUCAGACAAGACGGGAUACAUGAGAAGAUAUGGGAGCAUUUGCAGAGUGAAUUCUCAAGAGUGACGGGGAAGUCGGCGAUUCAGCGACGCAAGUAA
Penicillium cataractarum is the source of this 1023-nucleotide messenger RNA. RefSeq lists its product as uncharacterized. The transcript has 2 exons. Lineage: Eukaryota; Fungi; Ascomycota; Eurotiomycetes; Eurotiales; Aspergillaceae. The coding region runs from base 1 to 1023 and encodes 340 amino acids. The record is from RefSeq and is a predicted model, not a curated record. Gene Ontology annotation, biological process: secondary metabolic process.